AGAAGAGAGAAAGAGAACAUUAUUUCUCUUUCUCAUUUCAAUCUCUCUCUCUCUCUCUCUCUCUUCUCCGAUAAUUCUUUGGAGAAGAGAAAGAAAGGAGACAAGAUGAACGUAGUACGGAGGCUCAAGAGCUUUGCUUCGGGUCGGAACUUGAAUCCCGAAAUAGACGGAGAUUCUGGUAUUAAGAGGAUGAAAGUUGACCAAGACGUGAAUGAGAAAGCUUCGACUGAAUCUCCUCUGAAAGAACGAGGCGCGUCUCUAGUACGGCAUACAACUUCCAAAGACUUACAUCACGACGACGGUACAUCCAGUGGAAAAGGGCAAGAUCCUGAUCAGCUUCUUCAGAAGAAGAUAAGCGACAUGAAACUCAGAGAUGAUAAGGAUAAGGAGAAUACUACGACGAGAGGAAAUGGAACAGAAACCGCAGGUCAAAUAAUAAAAACAGUGGUUGGUGGUCGGGGUGGACAGCCGAAAAAGACAGUUUCAUAUAUGGCAGAACGCGUAGUCGGCACUGGUUCAUUUGGGGUUGUCUUUCAGGCUAAAUGUCUAGAAACUUCGGAAACAGUCGCUAUCAAGAAGGUUCUUCAGGACAAGAGAUACAAAAAUAGGGAACUUCAAAUAUUACAGAUGUUUAACCAUCCUAAUGUGGUUCAGUUAAAGCAUCACUUCUUUUCAACUACGGAGAAAGAUGAGUUGUACCUGAAUCUUGUACAAGAGUAUAUCUCUGAGACUGUUCACCGAGCGGCCAAAAAUUAUCUGCGGGUGAACCAGAAAAUGCCUCUCAUAUACAUCCGCCUUUAUGCUUACCAGAUAUGUAGGGGCCUUGCUUACAUACAUGGAGUUUUAGAUGUGUGCCAUCGUGACAUAAAGCCACAAAAUCUCUUGGUCAAUCCCCAUACUCAUCAACUAAAGAUUUGCGAUUUUGGCAGUGCAAAGCAAUUGGUCCCAGGCGAACCUAAUAUCUCCUAUAUAUGUUCUCGGUAUUAUAGAGCUCCUGAACUCAUCUUUGGAGCUACGGAAUAUACUACAGCAAUUGAUAUGUGGUCUGCUGGUUGUGUCUUAGCUGAACUCAUCUUAGGGCAGCCUUUAUUUCCUGGAGAGAGCGGCGUUGAUCAGCUUGUGGAAAUUAUUAAGGUUAUAGGCACACCGACAAGGGAAGAAAUCGAGUGCAUGAACCCAAACUAUACAGAUUUCAAAUUUCCUCAGAUCAAAGCUCGUCCCUGGCAUCAGAUUUUCCCAAAAAGAAUGCCCGCUGAGUCUGUCGAUUUCCUGUCAAAGUUGCUCCAAUAUUCACCAAAUCUUCGUUGCACUGCUCUAGAAGCCUGUGCACAUCCGUUCUUUGAUGAGUUGAGAAAUCCAAAUGCUCGCCUUCCAAAUGGAGAACCCCUUCCUCCUCUAUUUGAUUUUACACCCCAAGAGCUUAGUGGAGCUUCUCCAGAACUAAUUCAGCGUCUUGUUCCUGCACACAUGAAGAAGUAAAAGUCAGAGAAUGACAGAAUGUUUCUUUCAAUUCUAACGUCUACACUUCAUUACGGAUGCCUCAUAUUCUGCGAUCUUUUAUCCUCAGCAUGGAGCCCAAAAGCGAUUGGUGAUGAUAACUUCAUAACGGAAAAUGUUUAAUUUUGGGUGAACCUCCGAGUGGAUUCCGUAAGACGAGCUGAACAAUUCCUUUUUGAAAAUCUUGUACCAACUAUCAGAUAUGGAUUAGUGUAACUUUAGCUGUUAUUUCUGAUAGUUAAAAUUUUUUGGUGCAGUUUCUUUGUUGGUAUGGAUCAUGU
Messenger RNA from Asparagus officinalis (garden asparagus), 1778 nucleotides. Its product is annotated as shaggy-related protein kinase eta-like. NCBI's taxonomy places the organism in Eukaryota, Viridiplantae, Streptophyta, Magnoliopsida, Asparagales, Asparagaceae. The transcript is spliced from 13 exons. Gene Ontology annotation, biological process: protein phosphorylation; signal transduction. Gene Ontology annotation, cellular component: cytoplasm. The record is from RefSeq and is a predicted model, not a curated record. The coding region runs from base 106 to 1479 and encodes 457 amino acids. Gene Ontology annotation, molecular function: protein serine/threonine kinase activity; ATP binding.